This is a messenger RNA of Passer domesticus (house sparrow), 10879 nucleotides long. It is a transcript of the gene DHX9, whose product is annotated as DExH-box helicase 9. Lineage: Eukaryota; Metazoa; Chordata; Aves; Passeriformes; Passeridae. Gene Ontology annotation, molecular function: ATP binding; 3'-5' DNA helicase activity; double-stranded RNA binding. Gene Ontology annotation, biological process: positive regulation of transcription by RNA polymerase II; regulation of mRNA processing. Gene Ontology annotation, cellular component: cytoplasm; ribonucleoprotein complex; nucleolus. The record is from RefSeq and is a predicted model, not a curated record. The coding region runs from base 102 to 3782 and encodes 1226 amino acids. The transcript has 29 exons.
CCGGCCGCCGUCUGGCGCCGCGCAGGCGCUGCCGUGCGGAGCUGCCGCGGCCCGGCGCCGGCUGGAGCGGGCGGCCGUGCCCCGAUGCCCCCGGCGCGGCCAUGGGGGACGUGAAGAACUACCUGUACGCCUGGUGCGGCAGGAGGAGGGUGAUGCCGGCCUACGAGAUCCGCGCCGCCGGCGGCCGCGGCCGGCAGACUUUCCUCUGCGAGGUCCGAGUGGAAGGCUUCAACUAUGUUGGCAUGGGCAACUCUACCAACAAGAAGGAUGCUCAGAGCAAUGCUGCCCGAGACUUCAUCAACUACUUAGUGCGGGUGAACGAAAUGAAGAAGGAUGAAAUCCCUGCUUUUGGACCAGCAGCAGGGGAUAACCCCACUGCAGGACAGGAAGCAGCUAGAGGUGUCACUGGUUCCAGCUCAGCUGUGGGGGGACCUCUUCCUCCACAUUUGCUUUUAAAAAGUGAAGUAGGCAACGGACCAGGUGAAGCACCUGGAAGCUGUGGCAGUCAUGGAGCUCAAUGGGAUCGGGGUGCAAACUUGCAAGAUUAUUAUUCCAGAAAAGAGGAGCAAGAAAUGCAGAAGACCUCAGAGUCAGAAGUGGACUUAAAUGCAGAUCUUCAUGGGGGUUGGACCUUGGAAAAUGCCAAGGCACGUCUGAACCAGUUUUUCCAAAAGGAGAAGAUCCAGGAAGAAUAUAAAUACACUGAAAUGGGGCCUGAUCACAACAGGAGCUUUAAUGCAGAAAUGAACAUUUAUGUGAGGCAGCUGGGCAGAAGGAUUUUCAGUCGCGAGCACGGAUCAAACAAAAAGCUGGCAGCACAGUCCUGUGCCCUUUCCCUGGUCAGACAGCUCUACCAUCUUGGGGUCAUUGAGCCUUACUCUGGGCAAACUAAGAAGAAAGAAUCGGUGGAACCCUAUGAAGUGUCGCUGUCUCCUGACUUAGAAAAUCAUCUGCAAAAGACUGUACGGGAACUGUCCCUGGAGAUCGUGCCUGUGCCUGAAGAUCCCAGUAAUCCAGUUCUGAUCAAUGUUGGAAAGUUGGCCCAUUUCGAACCAUCACAGAGACAAAGUCAUAUGGGAGUUGUUCCCUGGUCACCACCUCAUUCCAACUGGAACCCUUGGACUGGCUGCAAUAUUGAUGAGGGUCCACUGGCAAAUCUGACUCCGGAGCGAAUCAGCGCGGAUGUGAGGAGUGAUUUCCUGCACCGACUGGAGCAGGACCAGGAGUUACAGAGGAUCCGAGAAGAGAGGGAGGCUUUACCUGUGAAGAAUUUUGAAAGUGAAAUUCUGGAUGCAAUCCAUCACAAUUCUGUUGUUGUCAUCCGUGGUGCCACUGGUUGUGGCAAAACCACUCAAGUGCCCCAGUACAUCCUGGAUGAAUACAUCAGAACCAACCGAGCUGCUGAGUGCAACAUAGUGGUGACACAGCCCCGGCGGAUCAGCGCAGUUUCCGUAGCGGAGCGUGUGUCCUAUGAGAGGGGGGAAGAGCCCGGGCAGAGCUGUGGGUACAGCGUGCGCUUCGAGUCUGUGCUGCCUCGGCCACAUGCCAGCAUCAUGUUCUGCACUGUAGGUGUUCUUCUGAGAAAGGUGGAGACUGGGAUCCGUGGCAUUAGUCACGUUAUUGUUGAUGAGAUCCAUGAGAGAGACAUUAACACUGACUUCCUUCUGGUGGUGCUGAGGGAUGUCGUUCAGGUGUAUCCUGAGAUCAGGGUUGUCCUCAUGUCUGCCACCAUUGAUACCAGUAUGUUUUGUGAAUACUUCUUCAACUGUCCCAUCAUUGAGGUCUAUGGCAGAACCUUUCCUGUCCAAGAUUAUUUUCUGGAAGAUUGUAUUCAAAUGACUCAGUUUGUCCCUCCACCAAAGGAAAAGAAGAAGAAAGAGAAGGAUGAAGAAAGUGGUGAAGAUGAUGAUGCCAACUGCAACCUUAUUUGCAGCGAUGAAUAUGGCCCAGAAACAAAGCACUCCAUGGCUCAGCUGAAUGAGAGAGAAACUUCUUUUGAACUCAUUGAGGCUCUGCUGAUUUAUAUCAGGACUCUGAAUGUCCCAGGAGCUGUCCUUAUUUUCUUGCCUGGCUGGAACUUAAUCUAUACAAUGCAGAAGCAUCUAGAAAUGAACCCACGCUUUGGAGGCCACCAGUACAGGAUUUUACCUCUGCAUUCCCAGGUUCCUCUGGAGGAGCAGCGUCGGGUGUUUGAUCCUGUGCCUCCUGGGGUGACCAAAGUGAUUUUAUCUACCAGUAUUGCCGAGACCAGCAUUACCAUCAAUGACGUGGUCUUUGUUAUUGACUCUUGCAAGCAAAAAGUGAAGCUGUUCACUGCUCACAACAACAUGACAAACUACGCCACGGUCUGGGCAUCCAAAACCAAUCUGGAGCAGCGGAAAGGCAGAGCUGGGCGCGUGCGAGCCGGGUUCUGUUUCCACUUGUGCAGCAGAGCUCGCUUUGAGAGACUUCAGACUCACAUGACGCCCGAAAUGUUUCGGACGCCGCUCCACGAAAUCGCUCUGAGCAUCAAGCUGCUGCGCCUGGGCGGGAUCGGGCAGUUCCUGGCCAAAGCCAUCGAGCCGCCCCCUCUGGAUGCCGUGAUCGAGGCGGAGCGCACGCUGAGAGAGCUUGAUGCCCUGGAUUCCAAUGAUGAGUUGACACCUCUUGGAAGAAUCCUGGCCAAACUUCCCAUUGAACCUCGUCUGGGCAAGAUGAUGAUCAUGGGCUGUAUUUUUUAUGUGGGAGAUGCUGUAUGUACCAUCUCUGCAGCCACCUGUUUCCCUGAACCUUUCAUCAGUGAAGGCAAACGCCUGGGUUAUGUCCAUAGGAAUUUUGCUGGGACCAGGUAUUCAGAUCAUGUAGCUUUGCUCUCUGUCUUCCAAGCCUGGGAUGAUGCAAGAAUGGGUGGUGAAGAAGCAGAGAAAAGAUUUUGUGAACACAAAAGACUCAGCAUGGCCACUCUUAGAAUGACUUGGGAAGCAAAAGUCCAGCUAAAAGACAUACUUAUUAGUUCUGGCUUUCCUGAAGAAUGUUUGAUGACUCAGCCGUUUAACAACACUGGCCCUGAUAACAACCUGGAUGUUGUAAUCUCCCUGCUGGCUUUUGGGGUCUACCCCAAUGUCUGCUACCACAAGGAGAAGAGGAAGAUUCUUACCACUGAGGGGCACAAUGCUCUCAUCCACAAAUCAUCUGUCAACUGCCCUUUCAGCAGCCAGGACAUCAAGUAUCCAUCACCCUUCUUCGUUUUUGGAGAGAAGAUUCGAACACGAGCUAUCUCUGCCAAAACCAUGACCUUGGUGAGCCCACUGCAGCUGCUCCUCUUUGCUUCCAAGAAAGUGCUGUCAGAUGGGGAGCUCAUUCUGGUGGAUGACUGGAUCAAGCUGAAGAUGCCGCACGCGGCGGCCGCCUGCAUCACGGCUCUGCGCGCUGCCAUGGAGGCCCUGGUGGUGGAAGUGACCAAAGAGCCUGGCAUCAUCCGCCAGCUGGAGCCCGCCUACGAGCGCAUGCUGAACGUCAUCCGGCAGCUGUCCCGCCCUGCGGCCGCGGGGAUGGCGCUCACGGCCGCCGGCACCAGGUUCGGGGACGGCCCCCGCCCGCCCAAGAUGGCUCGCUACGACAACGGCGCCGCCCUUCGAGGCUGGGGAGCUCACGGCCACAGGGGCAGAGGCUAUGGCGGCUACUCCAGCUGGCACUCGGCAGGAAGAGGAUACCCAGUAGAGACAGAGCCAGCAGUGAGUUUACUGUGCCAGUGCAUGGAUCUGUGUUUCGCUUCAAAAACCCAGAGUGUCAGAGCACUAUGAGUCUUGAGCAACAAUACUGAAUUACUGAAAUUCAAGAAGAAAGAACUGCCUGAGCCACGGUGCCGUUGACUGCUCUCUGCUGCACCCACCUGAGGCAUCUUGGGUUUGUAUAUCACAUAUAUAAAAUAUUUUUGGCUUUUGAUAUCACAGAGUUCUUAUAAGGGGAUUUGGAAACAAUAAUGAUUUCUUCUGGUUUUCCAGUUCCAAGUGGAAGAGGAGAAAAGAAAUAUUAACAACAGCCUCACAACCAUAAUUUGAAGAAUAACACUUGACAGUUAUUUGAAUUUUUAUCUUGAAAAUUAGGCUUGCAACUCACUAACUGAUCUGUUUUUUCUGCCUCCAAAUCAAAAGAGUGAGGAGUGCCAGCCAGAGGAAAGCUAAUGUCACAGGUACAACUCGACCAAGGUGAGUGGCUUAGCAUGAAAGAUCAUGAGGCUUUAUUUAUGUCUGAAAGCCAUAUGUUUGAGAUGACCCCUCUAAAUCUGGAACUGGUCUGCUCACCUGCAGCUUUGAUAGGAAAAGUUCUGGAAAUGGCUGUCUGGAAGCACUUUGUCAGUUCAAACAUGGUCAUAAACAGAUUAUUUGUUAAAUAAUCUAAGAUUCUAAUUUCAUGUUGCUUUCAAGAACUGGUAAAAAAGUUAAUGUUAGUUAAUGUUAUUUGGUGCUAAUGUUAGUAUCUGUUAUUUGAAACAGAUUUGUCACUGAAUUCCUGUUCUCUGAAUUCUAACAGAAGUAUUUUUUGCCUAGGCAGUAGCUAAGAAACUCUCCUCUGCUGUUUAUUUUCUCACUGAAAGUUUUUAAUCCCAUUAAAAGCCCUGGGGAACUUAGCAGUUCUCUAUCAUUUACUGAGAACCAUUAAUCAUGACUGUGUUGAGCUAUGGUUUAUAAAGGUAAAGUAGAAGAGAACAUAAUACCAAGGCCCAAUAAUAAUGUGUUUAGUUAACAGGGAUAAGUUUACAGCCUCACAUUCCCCUGGGAAAAUGACCUCAUGGUCUCCACUGUGCCACUUACUAAAGCCACAUUCAAAUUAUGUUGCAGAAAUGGAGGGUCUGCAGGAAAAUCUUUCACCUCACAAAGUUGAGCAUGACUUCCUAUAUUUGAACAACUUAAAAAAAAGAAAAGUUUCCAAUUUAAGAGCAAUCUAUAAAUCUGCCCCACCCUGUUUCCUGCAGUCACUUCCUUUUGCAAAGAGGUUUUAGAUACCAGGACUGUGUUAUAGAAUUCCAAGUUUUCCUCCUGCUAUCUGCAAAGAGAUGUUCAGACAGACUAUACUGGAAAAUACAUGGAGAACUGUUUUUUUUUCCCCAUAACUACUGGUUUCAUGCACAUCUCAACUCCUAACCUAUAGUCAGUGCUUGAUGUGUAUUUGCUCACUUUUCCUCUUAUUUUCUACUAAAAGAAUUCAUAGCCAUCUGGAUGUUUUGAGAGAAAGGGAGUAAGAGUUGUCCCAGCUGCAUCAGUGCAUUUUCCAAAGAAGGCAAGUGGAGAAAAUCUUCAUUUUGCUUCCAUGGAGCCUUUGCUUUUGGACUGAAGAUUUCCAGGUUCAGCCUCAGUAAGGUGACCUUUAAACUGAGUAGAGACUCUCCAGCACAGACCCGUGGAGGAGGAGUUACUGUGAACUUAAUUACAGACUCAGGUCUGGUUUGUAAAUGUCAGUGAUCUUUGUCAGGAAAGCAAGUUUAGUAAAACCACAUCUUCAGAAAGCAUUCCCUGAAAAGGGCUUAGAAAUAAUUGUAAAUAAAUAAGGGAAGAAAGAGACCUGAACACAUAGUGUCUGCAAUGACAUUUGUAUAAAAAACAUUUAUAUUAUUUCUGUGAAUCCCAAUGAAAAGAUUACUUCUAAAUUGUAUCCAAAUCUCACAUCCAGCAUUUUUACACUGUUAAAAAUUUGGAGAGAGUUCAAAGUGGUAACAAAGUAUCUAAAUUGGCAAUCCCCACCACAGGAUGCAGAGGGAGUAACACACUGGGAGAACAUCUGCUAUCCCAACUGUGACCUGGAAGGGAAUGUGAGUGAGAGUACUUGGGUUAAAUAUAAGAAAAAUGCCAAAUAUCUGCUGCAUACUUCAAGGGACUAACAAAGUCAUGUGCCAUCCCUUUGUGCUGUGUUGUUCAUUUUGUUUUCUCUGGAAAGCCAGAUGUUGGUAAACUGGAACCUGGCCAGAUGGCUUCCAGUUAGGGAAUGGUUGUUGUUGCCUCUUGUCCUGAGAAACUGAAUUUCUUAAAACUGGGGGUGACUGUACUUGCCCACAGGUGAACUGGAGAUGGGGUGAAAAUGAGCAAAAGCUUUCCAGCCUGAGUUUUACAGGUUAACAAACCAGCAAAGUCUCCUGCUGCUUAGCUCCCUUGGGACUUGUGGUUCUCAUAUUGAGGAACAGCAAAGAAUGACUGGGAGACAUAAACACGAGGUGGGGCAAAAAUGAAAUAAAGAAAACUUUAAAUAUUGUAAUACAAUCAUAUAAUCCUUGAAUGGUUUGGGGUGGAAAGGCCCUUAAAGCUCAUCUUGUUCCACCCCCUGCCAUGGGCAGGGACACCUUCUAGUAGACCAGAUUGCUCCCAGCCCAUCCAGCCUGGCCUUGGACACUUCCUAAAUUUAGGUGAGCUGAAAAGAACUCUUGGUGAUUGCCUGGAAGCUUAUGAUGCCUUCAAGUACUGUGUGGGGAACUACAUUUUUAUUUGUGUAAAUUAAUUGGAAGGGAGCCACCCUGAGAGUUUUUCCUGGAAAAACUCAUUAAAUCAAAUUUACCUGUUAUGUGAUCAACUUCAUUGUAAGAAUAAACAUGGGUAGCUCAGCAAAAUGAGGGAGAGCUGAAUAUCUCUGUGGAUUUAUAAAGCCCUCAAGCAAGGGUAUAAAAUUAAUACAGUUGUUAUGUGGUGGUGUCAGCUAAAUCAAUAACAUUCAGUAUGGCAGCCUUCCCUGCACACGGGCACACCUGGGGAAAUUUCUUAAUUUUAACUAUAGGAAAAUGCAGGACAAACACAUAUAUAAGUUUCCAAUAUGAUUUUGGAACUCUGGGAGUUGCACUGAAACAUUGGUAGCAAUGGUAUGGUAUGUAUUAUUGCAUAAAGAUGUUCAUGUUCUGGACCCUUUUUGUUUUCUUAACCUUUGAAGUCAAACAGUUCAGGUGGCAAAAAUUUGGUUGUCACAAACCACUGGCUGAUGGGGAGGUGUGAAAUGUGUUUUGAGAAUGACUCAAGUCAAAAAGUAGUCCAACAAAAACUACAUUCUAGGUUAAAAAAACACUGGGCAGUCACAGUGAGAUGCUAUUUUAAAGAGCAUUCUGGGAUUUAAAAUAGUAUCUAAAUCUCCAAUGUUGAUUCAAUGCUACUUAAAAUACCUUUCACUGACAGGAAUCUGAAUCUUUGUGAGAAAACAGGAGCAGAAGAGAUUGACAGUGCCAUUCUAGAAAGAGGUAGGUUCUCCUCUGCAACCUCCCCUGGUGUUUAUUGUAAGUUAACUCUAUCACAAAAAAUUACAAUUCAUUGUUUAAUAAGUCAACAUGCUAAAUCUUGAUUUUGCUUCUUCAUGUGAUUUUAAAAUAAUGGGCUGGAGGUAAUUUACUGUAUCAAAGAUGAAUGUUGCAGUUGAUCUACUCAGAUGCUUUUAAUACAAUAAAUAUUCUGCUUUUAAUAUAAUUAAACACAUGAUGUAAAAUUUUUCCAGAGCUCCAAAAUGGAAAAAAUUAAUAACACUUGCAGAAGCUACAGAUUUCCUAUUCUUUAAAGAUCUGACAUGUAAAUAACAGGAUACAGAGUAUAGAAUUUCCCAUCCCUUUAAAACCACUCCAUUUUGCUGAACACUUGACUUUGUUCCUCUGAUAUUUCCAUGAACUGAGUGUCAGGGAUGAAAAUGUGGGUAAUAUGCUGAGGUUCCCAGAAAGCAAAAUGCAGCAUACAGCUAUAAACCCUGUGAUUUUUCUUGCCUACUGAAUUCUUAUUUUAAUAAUAAUAAUAAUUUUAAAAUCUCCUCCUUAAGUAGUUUGGUAGUGGAACUUUAAAAAAAAAAAAGAUACUUUACCAGGAAACAGUCUAUUUAUAAAGUAUUUUAUACAUUUUCCCACUGUUUAUGGUAUGCAGUGAUGAGUUUAAAAAUAUCAUUUCCUUUCCAACAAUCUUGAUUUUCCUCUUUGCUUUGAUGAUCUGUAAGUGGCCAUGUGAGUGUUUAAACAGCAUUUUGCAUACCUCAAACCAUCAGGAAAAAUCUUCCUGUUAUUAAAAAAAAAAUAUGGGUACAGAAGGAAACAGGGAUUCAGUUCCUCCCAAUGAAUGAGGUUCCAACAUUCUGCCUUAUGGAUCAGGAUUAAUUGUAAAUUAAGUGCUUUCUUUUAUUUUGCACGUGCAAUUUAUAUCUAAGCCACUGCACAUAUUUCACGGUGACUCUGUUUGAUCUGAAUGGCCAUUUGACAUGGGGAUGGUAUUGAUGUUAAGAAUAAGCUUUCAGUGUUCUUGCAAGCAUCUACCUAAGGAUGGCUGAGUUAGAAACCUCUGAAAAUUGCAGUUCAUGUAUGCUCUAUAGCUUUGCAAAGACUCUGUAGAGCUAAUAGCUAUAUUUUAAGAAGAUUCUGUUCAUUCCAAGUAUUUUUUUUUAAUUUUGGUUCUUGGCUACAGAGACCAGAUAGAUUUUCCCUCAAUGGCUUCUUUUGUCUAUUUAGUCUUGGUGGCAUGGGGGCUUUGAGUUGAGAGAAUGUCUCUGCUGUCCUCUCAACUGCUAAUUGUCUGAGAGCAAUGCAGGGGAGGACAUAGUGAGCUGGGGGUACCAAGACUAGAACUGGGCCAUGCUGACAGACAGCCAAGGACAUGGGUGUGUGUCCCAAAAGCAGCCCUCUAGGUCAGAUUCCUUGAAGCUGCUCACCCUUCACUGUAUUCUUCCUGUCAUGUGUCAGGGAAGCAGCUCUGCCUUAGUCCAUGUGGGAGCAGAGACAAAUUGUUGAGAUAUGUGGGGAGGGACAAGCAGCUGGCACAGAUCAGUGAUCUCCAGAUCACAAAAUUACAUCUAGUGUUCCCAGCCUCCAGGUGGACAUCCAGGUUUAACUCUUCUGGCAGAAGAGCAAACCAAACUGCAGCCUGCUUGUCAAGACAAACCAUUUAUUUAGCAGGAGAAACAGGAGCUCUGCUCAUUCAAAGCUGGUCAUUGAAAAGACUGGAUUUCUCCAUCGACUAUCAGAGAAGCACAGGGUGGUUUCAGCUGGAAAAGAACUUUAAGGUCAUCUAGUCCACCCCCCUGCAGUGAGAAGGGACACUGUCCACUAGAUCACAUGUUUCAGAGCCCUGUCCAGACUGACCCUGAAUGUCUCCUUGAAUGGCUCCUCUAUUAGAUGAUUGAGCUGACCUUGGCUAAGAGUCAUUAAUCAUAGGAGUCCAAAGGCUAAGAGGGAUCUUAGGCUAAGAGCAUAAAGUAUACAAGGCAUUACAGGUUUUUUACAGGAAAAAAAUAUCUAAAAGAAAAUGGUGUUUCUCAGAGACUGUUUUUUUUCUUUUGUUUUUGAAAAGCAAAGGAAAGUUCAUGAAAACUAGGCUUAAAGAACACCAGACUGCAAAGGUGAGCUCUUGUAAUGAGGGAGACACUUGAACCAAGGUUACUCUCAAGAGCCAUCUUAUAUGAAGAAACAAAGGGUUUUACAAAUGAUAGAACAUCACAAUUCCCUGGUAAUGAAAUUAUAGUCAUGGCAUGACUGAUUGGCAGAUGAUGCCAUGAAAAGACAGGCUGUGACCAUAAAUUAUAAAGAACUGACUGGGAUGAAAAUUUCAUCCUUGUUGUUAUCUGGCAAAAGAAGUUAGCUAGCUUUCUGUUGAAAUAAUCUUGGGAAUUCUGCUGGAAAGCCAGGAAGUUGUUAAAAAACUUCAUUGUGGUCAUGCACCCUAUAUGGUGAGAUUGCAUGACCACCUCCAAUACACACCCCACUUUCUGGGAUGCAUUUUAUCAGGCUUGGAAGAGAGCUUCACUGAGAAUGUUUGGUGUAGUGUAAACAGGCCCAGCUCAUGUAUUCGAAGGAUUUGUGUAGCCAAGCAAGUUGGUGAAGAACAGGACACAGGCAUUAUCCAAAUGGAUUAGGGUGAAUGUGUCCUGCUCUUUACAAAGCAAACUUCAUUGGCAUGUUGGAAACCUAAAUAUUGCUGGAAUUUUUUGGUGGCAGAGAAUCCAUCAGCAGACCCUGCAGUGCAAGGAUGAUGGUGGCUAAAUUCUGAGAGAAUUUAGUGUCUUUAUACUAUAAAUUUAAUACCAUACAGAAAUAAAUCUAAUCAAGUCCCCUGGUGCAUAUUCAUCCAUGCAGUGCUGGUGUACUGUCUGAGAAUGGGAGUGAGAAGGGAAGGGAAAAGAAAUGCUGAGGAAUGUCUCUUCUCCAAGAGAUCCAUUGGAUGUUUCAAGGCUGAACACACCUAUCCAUGCAUGUCUCUUUCUCCAUGGGAAAGGUGUGGGACAGGCAAGGGAAGAACUCAAAGAGGGGAUGGGAGUAUAGUUUGGGUUGGCUCCUGAUGUUACUGCCACGGUCUAAUGUAGAUUGCAAGAUGUGUUUGAUUAAAUUCCACACAGGGUACACGGCAGAAUAAAAGCAGGGAGUAAAGAUAAAAUAUACAAAUCUUAUCUGCUAGGAAUAAAAGAUUACAAAUUCAAUUUAUAUACAUGAGAAUAGUUAAAAGGAUGAGCUGUGCUUGAAUCUACAAUAGGAAGAUAGAAAGCUGCACAGGCCUUUCAUGUUUUAUUUUUGUUUUAGCACAUUUUUUCCCCAACAUUACCAGUAUCAAGAAGAAAAAAUGAGGCUACAUCCCAGACUCACUUGAGAAAAGAGGUAACAUUUUCCACUUACAUCUUUUAUUUCUCCAGGGUUUGCAGAAACUUGUCAAGAAGGAGCUUACCUCACGUGAACAGAUUCAGAGAUAUAUUUUUAUUCACCUUUACAGCAACUACCCACAGUUGCUGUACAAGAUUAUUUAGGACAUUCUGCAAAAGAGUGAUGAAGAAAGUCAAUCCUAAAUAAACAAACCAUUUUAUGAAACACCUUCUGCUUGCAUGGCUAAUAACUCUGUUUUUCAGUUCUAUUAAUAAGAUUAACUUUCUGCUUCCAUAAAAUCAUGAUGAGAUAUGAAUAUUUAGUAACUAG